Penicillium coprophilum is the source of this 1413-nucleotide messenger RNA. RefSeq names its product phosphoserine phosphatase SerB. Lineage: Eukaryota; Fungi; Ascomycota; Eurotiomycetes; Eurotiales; Aspergillaceae. Gene Ontology annotation, biological process: dephosphorylation; L-serine biosynthetic process. The record is from RefSeq and is a predicted model, not a curated record. Bases 1 to 1413 code for a protein of 470 amino acids. The transcript is spliced from 3 exons. Gene Ontology annotation, molecular function: L-phosphoserine phosphatase activity; magnesium ion binding. Gene Ontology annotation, cellular component: cytoplasm.
AUGGCAGAUUCCACCCGCCCCACAAGGCCAUCUCUCGGCCAAAUGCGCAGCAGUUCAUUCCUGCAGGACCACCAGCAGUACAAACCGAUGGCUCCAAUCAACCCAAUCAACCCAAUCACUCAGACUAUCGGCGAGGUUCUGGCGACUCAGGUGGACGAUCACCUUGUACUCAGCUCCAAUCCAAUCAAGCCAGAUCCGGAGAGAGUCACCGACAGCGGCAUCAUCCACAGUAUCUUCAAUCACCACGCAAAUCCUCUUCCAACCGGAACGUCGCAAAUCGUCGCGACCAUCUACUACAAAUCUAACAAUCCCAUUCACCCCCACUACCACCCCGACUCAGGGGGCCAACAUACCCCAGGCGACAAGCUCCCAGCUCCCAAGGUGCCCGAAGGCUCUGCCCCAACAGAAGACAUGGAUAAGUUCCCGCGCGAGCCACCUGCCCCGGAGCCAGAACCACUUGAUCACCUGUAUGGGCCAUACGUCUCUCAGCUGUGCUUGACCAACUUCCUUCAGAUCUUGGAAACCCUCCCUACUCCCUAUCAGCGCAUGAACACUUCGCACCGCUGUCUUGACCGCGACGAACACCCUCGCGUCGUGGAGGUCACGUUCUCUCCCCCGCCGAACCCGGACUAUCUCUCUUUCCCGGAUCUGCGUAAGCAUGAGAGCAUCUGGCGCUUUGAGCGCGAGUGGAAUGUCGAGGUUGUCCUGCAAAAGGAGAGCGUCUUCCGUCGGCACAAGCGCCUUGCUGUGUUCGACAUGGAUAGCACCUUGAUUGACAAUGAGUGCAUUGACGAAAUCGCCAAAUUUAUUGGUGUCGAGAAGGAGGUUUCCGCAAUCACUGAACGCGCCAUGAACGGCGAACUAGACUUUGCUGCAUCGCUGAAGGAACGUGUCGGUCUUCUUGCCGGCGUCACCGCAGAUGUCUUCGAGAAGCUCAAGUCUGUCCUGAAAAUCGCCAAGGGCGCCCGUGAGCUCUGCCGUGCAUUGAAGAAUCUGGGCUACAAGCUCGCGGUGGUGAGUGGCGGGUUCCAGCCCCUCGCCGAGUGGCUCGCCGAGCAGCUCGGUAUCGACAUUGCUGUUGCCAACCAUCUCGAAAUCGAUGAGGUCACCCAGACCCUGACCGGAAAAUUGGUGCCAUCCUACCCCAUCGUCGACGCCGCGCACAAGCGCACUCUCCUCAAGUCCAUCGCCGCUGAGCACGGCAUCCCUCUCUCGCAAACAAUGGCCGUUGGCGAUGGCGCCAACGAUCUCCUCAUGCUCCACGCUGCAGGCCUCGGCGUCGCCUGGCGCGCCAAGUCCAAGGUCCAGUUGGAAGCUCCCGUCCGUAUCAACGGCGAGAGCCUUGUCGAUAUCCUCUACCUGCUCGGCAUGGACAAUGAGGACAUUGCCGAGCUGACCUCCGACGCGCAAUAA